Molecule: messenger RNA, 375 nt
Organism: Zea mays
Lineage: Eukaryota; Viridiplantae; Streptophyta; Magnoliopsida; Poales; Poaceae
Product: protein WVD2-like 4
Exons: 4
Coding region: 37-339 (100 amino acids)
Biological process (GO): microtubule cytoskeleton organization
Molecular function (GO): microtubule binding
Source: RefSeq, a predicted model, not a curated record
AACCAUUGAAACAAACACAGUCAGAGAAAACAGAGGAUGAUGUGCACUCCACCACAUCAAGUACCAAUACUCCCCGUGCAGCAGCUCGUAAGAGUGCUGAUGCUGGUUUUAGUUUCAGAUUGGAGGAGCGUGCUGAGAAGAGAAAGGAGUUCUUCCAAAAGCUUGAAGAAAAAAUCCAUGCGAAGGAACUGGAAAAAAACAAAUUUGCGGGAGAAAUCUAAGGAGAGCCAAGAGGCUGAGAUCAAACUACUGAGGAAGAGCCUAACAUUUAAAGCCACACCUAUGCCAAGCUUUUACAAGGAGCAGCCACCCAAAGUUGAGUUGAAAAAGGUAAGUUGAUUUACUGCAUGUAGUGAGGUUCCUGAUAUAUUGAAA